UUAUAUCUCUAUUAAAAUGUCUAGCAUUCGUUCAAUCAACCAGGAAUUAGCCAAAGUGGCACGAGAAGAACUCAAUGAGGUACCAGACAGGAUAUCUGAUGACCUAGAAGCUCUUAAAGAGUGGAUCCGGAAACAACCUCAUCUGCGAGCACGUACAGAUGAUCAGUUUCUCGUCGGAUUUUUACGAGGUUGCAAAUGGAGUUUGGAGAGGUCUAAAGAGAAGAUUGAAGACUUUUAUACUCUCAGAAGCCGAAUGCCUGAGCUCAUGAAAGAAAGAAAUCCUUUGGACAAGAGGACUCAAGAGCUGAUUCGAAAUGGAGUUGCCCUCCCACUUCCCGUAACAGAAAACCCUGGAAGCCCUAGGAUAAUGCUAAUUAGACCAGCGGCCUACAACCCAGAAAAGUUCACCUUCGCUGAAGUGAUGAAAGUGGGCAACAUGAUAAGCGAUAUCCUACUUUUGGAGGACGACAAUCUGAUGAUUGCCGGACAAAUCGAUAUUCUAGAUUUAGCCAAUGUUACUGCAGGCCACUUUCUGCAGAUGAGUCCUGGAUUAGUGAAGAAAGUCACUAUCCUGACCCAAAAAGCUAAUCCGAUGCGUCAACUAGAAACACAUUGUUUGAACACUCCGCCGGGAUUUGAAACAUUAUUCAACAUGUUUAAGGGUUUCGUAGGAGAAAAGCAGAGGAAUCGAAUCCAUAUUCAUGGGAACAAUAUACAAAGUCUAUUCAAGCAUAUUCCCCAGAGACUCUUCCCAGAAGAAUAUGGUGGAGAAGUUGGUAAAAUUGGGGAUAUCAUUGAUGUGUGGGAAAGAAAACUUGCACAAUACGCAGACUGGUUCGAGGAAGAUGAACUUAUUUACGGCGUGGACGAAAAUAAGAGACAAGGCACCUAUAGAGAUACAUCGGAGGAAUUUUUUGGUCCUGAUGGAUCCUUCAGAUCCUUGAAACAAUUGACACCUGAAUUGGCCAAGUUGGCGCAGGAGGAACUCAAUGAAGUGCCAGAAAGGAUAUCCGAGGAUAUAGCAGCUCUUAAAGAGUGGAUCCGGAAACAGCCUCAUCUACGAGCUCGGGCAGAUGAUCAGUUUCUCGUGGGAUUUCUCCGGGGUUGUAAGUGGAGUUUGGAAAGAGCAAAAGAGAAAAUCGAUAGCUUUUAUACGGCUCGAACAGUGGUCCAUGAAUUAAUGAGUCCUAGAGAUCCUCUUUUGGAGAAAAACUUAACAAUUCUUAGACUCGGUUAUCUGGUACCUUUGCCCCACACGGAAUUUCCUCACAGUCCACGUGUCGUUCUUAUAAGAUACGGUUGCUAUGAUCCAGACCAGUACUCUAUUGUUGAUGUACUCAGACUUAGUGUAAUGAUUGGAGAUUUAAUGCACCUUGACGAUGAUAAUAGAAUGUGCGCUGGAGAAAUGGCCCUUGUGGACAUGGAAAAUACAACAAUGAAGCAUUUCUUCCAAGUCACUCCAAUGCUAAUGAAGAAGCUUGCAAUGAUGACACAGGAAGCAGCUCCAAUAAGGCAGAAGGGUUUUCAUUUUUUCAACACUGCUGCAGGAUUCGAAGUGGCUUUCGGUGCAUUUCGGAAUUUGAUGAAAGAGAAACUUCGCCAAAGGAUGCCCAAUAUUCGUCCGAUUAGCUCGGAUUUGGCCAAAGUGGCUAAAGAGGAGCUAAAUGAGGUCCCAGAAAGAAUUUCUGACGAUCUCGAAGCACUAAGAGAGUGGAUUCGGAAACAGCCCCAUCUUCGCGCUCGAACAGAUGACCAAUUUCUCGUCACCUUCUUUCGUGGGUGCAAGUGGAGUCUCGAGAGGACCAAACAAAAGCUAGAUACUUUCUAUACAGUGAGGACUGCUCUACCGGACCUUAUUUCCCAUCGGGAUCCACUUGAAAAGAGAACUUUGGAUGUGAUCAGAAUGGGUUUUGUUGUACCACUACCUUUGACUGAGCGGCCGGACAGUCCAAGGAUAAUGUUAUUUAGACCAGGAGUUUACAAUCCCACACUCUACAGCAUUCACGAUAUGAUGCGGGUAAGCCUUAUGGUGAACGAUAUUUUGCUGUGUCGUGAUGAUAAUCGAACGAUAGCUGGUCAAAUUGGGAUUGUGGAUCUAGCUGGAGCUACAAUGGCUCACCUUGGUCAAGCAAAUGUGGUGUUAAUGAAGAAAUUUUCCAUGAUCACUCAGGACGCUUCACCUCUACGUCAGAAAGGUUUUCAUUUUGUCAACGCACCUUCGGGAUUUGCAACUGUCUACAAUCUAGCCAAGGGGAUGUUUAAUGAAAAAAUGCAACAAAGAUUCCGGGUUCAUACCGACAGAGAAUCUCUGUUUAAGAUCAUCCCUAAGCGACUUCUACCUAGUGAAUAUGGCGGAGAAGCUGGACCUAUUCAAAAGAUAAUCGAUGAUUUGGAGAAGGAUUUAAUAGCAGCCAGAGAUUUUUUCCGGGAGGAGGACAAUUUCGGAACAAAUGAGAAGAAACGAAUUGGUCGCCCAAAAAAUGCAGAAACGCUAUUCGGCGUAGAAGGAUCUUUCCGGAAACUGGCAGUUGACUGAACAAUAAUCAGAUGCAUUAGAUUAAUACAUUUAAGGUUUUUACCGAUUGGGAGCAAUUUUCGUCAAAAAUUAUCUUUUUUUUUAAUCGCCUUUACUGUUGUAGAAAACGUCAAAAUUUUGUCAAAAUGACAAUUUUUGACAAAAUAUUAACUUCUAAUAUACAGAAGCCAUAAAUCCUAUGGCAUUUCUAUGCAAAUUAAAUUUUUUUGGUUAUUUUUUUCUAGAUUCUAGAUCCUAUGAUCUUUUUUUCUGUUUGGUGUGAGUUUUAGAUAAUAAAUUUAACAAAUAA
Messenger RNA from Phlebotomus papatasi, 2825 nucleotides. RefSeq lists its product as uncharacterized. The transcript has 7 exons. Lineage: Eukaryota; Metazoa; Arthropoda; Insecta; Diptera; Psychodidae. Gene Ontology annotation, cellular component: membrane. Bases 17 to 2536 code for a protein of 839 amino acids. Gene Ontology annotation, molecular function: phosphatidylinositol bisphosphate binding. The record is from RefSeq and is a predicted model, not a curated record.